Molecule: messenger RNA, 3474 nt
Organism: Naegleria lovaniensis
Lineage: Eukaryota; Heterolobosea; Eutetramitea; Acrasida; Naegleriidae
Exons: 4
Coding region: 1-3474 (1157 amino acids)
Biological process (GO): Ras protein signal transduction; positive regulation of GTPase activity
Cellular component (GO): plasma membrane
Molecular function (GO): guanyl-nucleotide exchange factor activity
Source: RefSeq, a predicted model, not a curated record
AUGGGAAUUCUAUUUUCUGCGGUGAUUUUUACAUCAAGUAUUGAUAUUUUCUUUGCAGUUUCAUUGAUCGUUGCUUCCGUUGGAGUGUAUGCAUAUCCCGAAAAGGCAGAAAAAGUUUUAGAAUAUAUUUUAUCAAGUCGUUUCCUGACAUUGGAUUAUUCUGGAAUGAGAUUUUCAUCAUCGUCUUCACCUCGAGAUAUUUCCUCAACAACCAUCACAUUUUCAGCAACAAAAAUCGAUCAAGAUGACAUUCAAGCAUUACCUGAGCAUUUGCAAAUUGCAUUGGGUGUUAGUGUUCAAAUGGAUAUUUAUGAACAAGACAAGACAAGUGACAAUCAAGCAUCUCAAUGGCCCACAAAGCCUAACAAGACACCUCCUCCACCUCCAAGAAGACCUUCUCAAUUGAAAGUUAAUGGAACUUCUCAACAGGAAGAAGAAGAACGAUUAAAACAAGAACGUCAAGAACAAGAAGAAGAUUUGAGUUUUGCGAGAAGAAUUUUGGGAGCUGCUGAUCUUGUGAGUGUAAAUGAAAGAAUUAAGCAAUUUGAAAAUGCCAUUGCAAUGGCAAAUGUAUCAGUUUCGACUGGUUUGAAUCGAAUUCCAUCGAAAAUUUCACUCAAACAAAAUAAGAUGGCACAACGAUUAAUGAUCCAAGAUGAGAACACAACAAACUCACCUCUAUUACUGCUACCAUCGUCACCACACAAAGUAUUACCUCCAAUUCCAAUACAAAGUCAAUCGACGCAAGAUUUAAAGUCAAAACCAUUGCCACAAAUUCCUAAAAAGAAUCUUGGAUUGUAUAUUAAGAGGUUUAUUCAAAGAGAAGAAGAAUAUUUGAAUCAAUUGGGUCACUUGUUACCUCGAAUUUACAAAAAUCCAAUUAUGGAACUCAUUCAUCAAAGAAAUAUUGAAGGAGAAAAAGAAGUAAUGGAAAAAUUAUUCAAUUAUUUGAUUAACAUGUUUAGUGCAGACAAGAGACAUUUAAAAUUAAUGCAAUUGAAAAGACAUGUGGCAGAACAAAGUGUUUCAGAGGCCAAUGAUCAGUGGCUUGAAGAAUUUGGAGAAAUUAUUCUCGAUUUUGUUCAAGAAACUCUCAUUACAAAAUAUAUCGAUCAAUAUUUGGUCGAUUACACACAAAAAGGACUUCGAUACAGAAUUCAAAAGAUUCUUCUCGCCGAUGACAAGCAAUUGAAACAUGUCAUUGAAACCAAACUCGAUGUAGAAGCAAGAGCAAGUUUUAAAAAAGAACAACAAUCGACCGCUGCUGAAUUUUUAACCUUUGAUCAACUCAUUCAACAGCCAGCAGCUCGAUUGACAUAUUAUUUAAUUCAAAUUCGUGACGUUUUUCAACCUUUAAUUCCAGAAAAUCAUCCAUGUCCAAAACUUGACACUGCCAUCUACAAAUUAGAAAAGAAAAUGAUUACCACAAGUCAAGUACUGGAAUUGGCAUAUCAAUUGAAUCGAACUUUUGAAAUUCAAAAUCGAUUGAAUAUUGAAAAUUUAGAAUCUUACACGGCAUUCGAUUUGGAAUCCAAUUUAUCUGGAUCCAUGCGAAGAUCUUCAGUCUCUGAACGAGAAACGAGUGUUUACAAAACAGUUCGACCACGAAGAGGCUCCAUUCUAGAAGAACAAGUUCCAACCAUGCCUCGUUUCAUCUUUUCUGUACAAACCAUUGAUUCGACAUGUCUCACCAAUUACUAUGAUUCCAAUGACAAGUUAAUUUAUCAAAUUCGAAAAGGUCAAAAAUCUCCACCUUGUGAGGCCUAUCUUUUUGAAAAUGUUCUCAUUAUUAGUUGGAUCAAUAAGAAUGUUGUCACUUUGGAUUCCUCUCAUCCCUCCGUGAAACGUGAAAAGAAACUCUAUUUCAUUGAUCACACUUGUAUGGUUGAAAAAUGGGGAGAUCGAGGUUUCAAACUCGUCUAUGCUCCAGAAAAGCAAAAGAUUUUUGAGUGUGAAUCGGCAGAGGAGAGACGUCGAUGGAUUCAUUAUUUGAGAUCAAUUGUCAAUGGUUCAUUAUUGUCCGCUCAUGAAACGAAACAAAUUGUGAAACAUUUGAGAUCCGUGUCGAGUUUGGAAAAACCUGAAUCUCGUUAUUCGGAAGAUUUGGAUUCUCUCAUGGAAAGACGAUCUAUCGAUCAUGCCAAAUUUGAAGAACCUGAAGUUCCUGGUGAAAAUGUUGCGUUUGCAGAAGAUGGUUCAUUGAUUGGAGCAACUUUGGAAAAAUUAAUUGAAAGAAUGACCAUGUCACAAUCCGUACAAGAUUUAGCCAUUAAGGAUGCCUUUUUAUUGACCUAUCAUUCAUUCACAACUGCUGAAAAAGUUCUCGAAUUGUUAAUCUUAAAAUGGAAUUUACCUCCUCCUUCGAUUCAAAUUCGAUCAGAUCCUCAAUUAUUUAAACAAUUUGAAUUAUCUGUAUUGGCUCCUACUCGAAUUAAUAUUUAUGGAAUUUGUAAGAGAUGGAUCACUGAUCAUAGCAAUGAUUUUAAGAGUAAUCCUUCAUUGGUCAAACUCAUGUCCAAUUUUAUUGAAAAUCACAUGGCAAAAACAUUUGACAAGUUGGCAGAUAAUUUGAGAAUUGAAAUGAAACGAUUGAAAUCGAAACGUGACACGAUGGCAACGGUACAAAAACAAUAUCUCGAAAAACAAAUGAAAGAAUAUGAAGAAAAGGACGUCGAAUCGGAUGAAGAUGCUCCAAAACCAGUCUUUCCAUCCACAUUUAAAACAUCUUUCAAGAGUUUGAAUGAGGUUCGAGUAUUGGAUUGGAGUAGUGUUGAAAUUGCUCGACAAAUUACUUUAAUUGAAAGUGCCAUCUUUCAAAAAAUUCAAUCUAAAGAAUGUUUGGGACAAGCUUGGAAUAAGAACAAACCAGCAGCUCCCAACGUGUGUGAAAUGAUUCACAGAACCAAUACGGUGGUGUUGUGGGUCGCUCAUCAAAUUCUUGAAAAUAAGAAGGAAGAUAAACGUGCCAAAGCCAUUCGAAAAUUCAUCAAAGUGGCUCAUGAAUUACGAAAACUCAACAACUUUAAUGGACUCAAGGAAAUUAUUGGUGGAUUGAGAAGUGUGCCCAUUAUGAGACUGAAAAAGACAUGGGCUCUUGUACCAAAGAAGCAUUUGGAGAAUUAUAGAGAGUUGGAAAAGAUUGUGUCAACUGCUAAGAAUUAUAAGGAAAUGAGAACCACUAUGAAAGAAUGUCAUCCUCCUCUCAUACCAUUUAUAGGUCUCUAUUUGACAGAUUUGACCUUCAUCGAAGAUGGCAAUAAGGAUUACAUUAAUGAAGACAAGAAAAUUAUAAACUUUUUCAAGAGACAAAAACUUGCCUUUGUCAUUCAGGGAGGUAUUAAGAGAUUCCAAAAAGCAUACAAACUCAAAGCAGUGACAGAAUUGAAAAACAAAUUGAACAAUAUGGUUCACUUUUCAGAAGACAAGUUGAUUGAACUCUCUUGCACAUACGAACCUAAAGAUCCCAAUCAAUAA